Messenger RNA from Peromyscus maniculatus bairdii (prairie deer mouse), 2237 nucleotides. NCBI's taxonomy places the organism in Eukaryota, Metazoa, Chordata, Mammalia, Rodentia, Cricetidae. The record is from RefSeq and is a predicted model, not a curated record.
GUCCCUGGCUAAGCACUGUCUAUUUGAAUUUAACCACCUUAAACACACGGGAAAUAGAAACGUGUAGUUUCCUAGUAAUGUGAGUCCCUUUUGAAGAGCUCUGUAGUCUGUGGCUCCGAGCGAAGGCUGUACAUCAACAGUCUUGAGGAAGAAGAGGGGUGGUUUCUCUAAAGUCUCUUAUGGUCAGAGGUCCUGGGCAGGACCUCUUACUGACAGCAACACAUUGCUUGUCUGCACCCAGUCCUAUAACAAAUCUGGGCCUUGGAUAGUAUACCAUGGUACUCAUCAGGAAUAUAAGUGUCUGAACUCCAUCAUAAUUAGAACUCUGAAUGAAAGGAAUUGGGGUAUCAUCUGUGUUUCUAUACUAUUUAAAUGCUCAUAUUAAUGAAUAGAGAGAUAUUGAAGAAGGAAUAGGACAUUCCUGGGCAAUGUUUUGAUAGUAUGGCUAAAUUCCCAACAUGGGAUGUAUUAUGGGGCUUCCAAUGAAACUAAGAGAACUAGGGUUAGGAAGGAGGAGGUGCUGAAUUGCUUCCUCUAUGUUCCAAGAGAGCUCCUAGAAAGUGAAACUGGGCUUCUGGUCAGUUAUGGGAGAACCAGUUAGCAGGGUGGCAAAGGCUGUUCCCCAUGACAUCAGCAGUCCCUUCUCUGGACAUUCGUUUUUUUCCAGAGCUGAGGAUCAAACCCAGGGCCUUGUGCUUGAUAGGCAAGCUCUCUACCACUGAGCUAAAUCCCCAAGUCCCAUGGGCAUUCUAUUGUAUCUUGGCAUCCCCUGUGAUGUCACCAGUACUGUAGCAACAUCAACUGCCUUCAGGGCAAUCCUUCUGUCUACAGGGUAGAGCAUAGACAUGCUGCUGGUAAGACUGAGGAGUCUUCUUGGAAGAGAGAAUGAAGAAUAUACGGAGAACAGAGAGAGACGGAAGGAAGUUGAUCUUGACUCUCAGAGGAAAACAACCAAAAAGGGUUUCUGGGGAAGGCACAAGGCUGCUAUGGAGUCUUCAUCCCAUCCAACCCUCCUCACCAAGAAAGGGGUGAGGAAGGAGAUGCAGAGACUGAACAUGGAGCUUCAGCUGGUGACAAGGGAGAGAAAUGAGCUGCGAGAUCAACUAUUCUUCAUCAGGAAAGGAUCAAUGCACAAUAAGCCAAACACUUGGUAUGAAGAUCUGAAGAUGGAGCAUGAGGAGGUCAUGACUGACCUACAGAGAUUGCAGAAUGAGAACACGGAGGCUUCAGAGAAGGUGGAUGAGCUUGCCAACCUGACAGUCUUCUAUCGUGGUCUGCACAGCCAGGUCCUAAUGGAACAUACUCAGCUUAAGGAGCAGGUAGCGAUGCUGAGGCAGGAGAACCAGAAUCAGAGAGAGGAUUGGGUCCUGCUGAAGCACCAUUGGAGGCAUUGAAAUUGAUGUGUGAGGACCAAGAGGAAGAGACCAGUGACCACCAAACCCAGCAACAACAGGUAGGGGCAGGCAGGUGGGUCAGGCUAAUGUCUGGCACCAUUUGCCCAUUGGAUUUUCUGUCUGCCCAUCCACUCACCUGUGCUUUCACCCAUCAUCUUACUCAUCCAUGCUCCCAUCUAGCCACCCACAUCAUGCCAUCUGAGGUGUUCACUUCAGUGUCCAUGCACAAGUACUUCUGGGAAGUUAGCCUCUUCUGAGAAACUAAAUUAUUAGCAAGCCAUGCAUGCUGCUCUGCUUGAAACUGUGGUCCAAUGAGGGAAAUGGGGCAAUAGCAUAUCAAACCCACAUGUCAUUACUAUAGGUAGGAUGCAAUGCAUAGCGCUUUGAAUGAGUGAAUUGUGGGUCCUGAGGCUCAUGUGAUUGGCAGGGGUCAUGUGAGAUCACAGAGGGCAAGCAUCUUACAAGGACGAGUAUCCCAUGUAAAUGCCAAAGGAGUCCUGGAGUAGAUCUGUCACCUCUCAUCUAGGAUGACAAUGUAGAUUAGGCACAUCUGAUGAAAUGCAGAGUUGAGGUGACCCUCCUUGGGCCUGGGUAUGGGGUAAGGAAUCCUUGAUAGCAAGAAAGAUCUCCAGCUAAGCAGUGUUGGGAGGAUGCUCCAGGUCAGGCACAGUGCAAGAAGGCUGCUGCAGAGGACACAAGCAGGUGGACAGCAUGACCAUGCAAGCUUGGGACAGAAGAGGGACGAGACAAUUGAAGCUGCCUUGACCAUGGCAGAUCUCAGAGUAUAUUGAGGAAGGGUGUAGCUGGAGGGGUUCUCUCCAGGUCCCAUCAUGCCCCCACAGU